GGUUCGUGUUAACCAGUGAAAACGGUCCAAUCCAGAUUGAACAGACAGUGAUAGUGAACGAAUAGAAAGCGCUGCAGCGUUGUGGAUUCACGAUCCGUCCAAUGGACUGAGUGGCAGUGACAGACAGUCCGUCCGCGGUUCGGCGGUGAGCACACCGGAUGGGACAGGACAGAGCUACGGAGGAGUGACUGGUACCAACGCUCCCACAUCUUGCAGGGACGAACCCCGCGCUCUGGGGACACGUCUCGGGCCUUUCGACGCUUUAUUGUCCGCAGCAUGUAAUUAAUAAUGAGUGCAUCCUGUUUGAGACGCUCUGAACACAGGUUCACAGUGUGAGUGAGGGCCAUCAUGUACCUCCCUUCAGCCGCUUUGUGAACUCCGUCGUCACUGCUGGCUGGUUCCGAGCAUGGASUGACCAGAACCACCCCCCGUGGAUGAUUUUGAUGGGGCUGCUCAGAGUCAUGAUGCCGCCCAAGUUGCAGCUUCUAGCGCUGCUGGCGUUCGCAGUGGCCAUGUUCUUCUUGGAGAACCAGAUCCAGAAGCUGGAGGAGUCCCGGGGAAAGCUGGAGCGAGCCAUCGCCAGGCACGAGGUGCGAGAGAUCGAGCAGCGCCACACGCAGUACGGCCUGCGGGAGCGAGACUCUGCGGCGGCGCUGUCGGACGGUGAGGACGACCUGGUGAUCGUCUACAACCGCGUGCCCAAGACGGCCAGCACCUCCUUCACCAACAUCGCCUACGACCUGUGCGGGAAGAACCGCUACCACGUCCUGCACAUCAACACCACCAAAAACAACCCCGUCAUGUCCAUCCAGGACCAGGUGCGUUUUGUGAAGAACGUGACCGAGUGGAGGGAAAUGAAACCAGCCUUUUACCAYGGACAUGUCUCCUUCCUGGACUUCACCAAGUUUGGAGUGAAGAGAAAACCCAUCUACAUAAAYGUGAUCAGAGACCCCAUAGAAAGGCUGGUCUCCUAUUAUUACUUUUUACGCUUCGGGGACGACUACAGGCCCGGUUUGAGACGCAGGAAACAAGGAGAUAAGAAGGAAUGUGGGCAGCCAGUGGGCUCUGGAUCAGGCCAAGUACAACCUGGUGAACGAGUACAUGCUGGUGGGAGUGACGGAAGAGCUGGAAGACUUUGUGAUGAUGCUGGAGGCCGCGCUGCCACGCUUCUUCAGAGGAGCCACGGACUUGUAUAAAACAGGCAAGAAAUCUCACCUGCGGAGGACGAGCGAGAAGAAGCCRCCCACCAAGGAGUCCAUCGCCAAGCUGCAGCAGUCGGCCAUCUGGAAGAUGGAGAACGACUUCUAUGAGUUUGCUCUGGAGCAGUUCCAGUUUGUCMGAGCGCACGCCGUCAGAGAAAAGGACGGCGAGCUCUACCUGCUGCCUCAAAACUUCUUCUACGAGAAAAUCUACCCCAAAAACUGAAGAGCUGCAUUUCUGAGGAGCAGGUUUGGAAAGACGUGAUGAUGGAGGAGGAGGAGGAGGACAGAGCGUUCAGACUCAGCCAGCUGCUGGAGGAGAUUCUGCUUCCCUCCCCGGACUAAGGUCCAGUUUCUGACCCGUGUACACAGAACUGUUGAUCAGGUGUGAACUCUUUCCAUCGGCUCUGUACUGUUUGUGUUUGGUUGUACUUUAUCUUUUUAAUAUGAUCGUUGUUCAUAUGUAAAAACUAACCUUUUUUAUGGUGAACAGACACCCUCAUGCCUCACUUUGUGCUACUAACUUAAAGACACUUGAUGUGUAAAAAGCUGAUUACUUUGUUUUACUGGACUUCAGUUUCAGGCUUUUCUGUGGUUGUUGUGUUGAGCAGGUGUUUUAUACUGCGUUUAAUGUCGAGAAGGCUUUGUAAAUUUCUUAAACCUGUUCACAACAGAACACAGUAAAGAUAUCAAAUAUCAAACUGAAGACCUUUUAGGAAAAUGUUGUUUUGAAUUUGAUGGCAGCAACAAAUCUGAUGUUCCAGAUGUUUCCCUGUGGAACAUCUCCUCCAGGACCUGAGGAGACCAGUUCUGGAGGUUUUAGAGGAAACCAUAGUCUGCUGGAGGAUUCUAGCUGUUCAACAGUUUUUUGUUUUUUUAAUAACACAUCAGAUGUUUUCAGUUGAUGAAAGGUUUGGACUCUAAGCAGGUCAGUUCAGGACCAGGGGCCUCAUUUAUAAAGGAUUGUGUGGAAACCMCACUAAAAGUGAACAUACCGCCAACAGGCCAAAAUGGUAUUUGUCCAAAAAAACUUCAGAUUUAUAAAACCCUGUGAACGCA
Molecule: messenger RNA, 2258 nt
Organism: Austrofundulus limnaeus
Lineage: Eukaryota; Metazoa; Chordata; Actinopteri; Cyprinodontiformes; Rivulidae
Gene: hs2st1a
Product: heparan sulfate 2-O-sulfotransferase 1a
Cellular component (GO): membrane
Molecular function (GO): heparan sulfate 2-sulfotransferase activity
Source: RefSeq, a predicted model, not a curated record